AUGCUGACGGCCUGUGGUAUGGAUGAAUUGGACUCCUCGGGCAUCAGGUUUACGUGGGCAGGUAGAAGAUGGGAUAAGUGGAUCCAGUGCUGUCUGGACAGGGCUUUCGGGAAUAAGGAAUGGAUGAGAGCGUUUCCAAAUUCUCAUCAAAGUUUCAUGGAAAAGCGAGGUUCGGAUCACAGGCCGGUUUUGGUGACGUUCCAAGCCACUCAUGUGUUAAACAAGGGCCUCUUCCGGUUUGACAAAAAACUUUUGCUUCACCCUGAAGUAAAACAGAAAGUCAUCGAGGCGUGGAGGGGUGCUCCACCGGGGAGUGCAAAUAGAUCUGUGGUGAAAAGAUUAAGAGACUGUAGGGGAGCUAUGAGCCAGUGGAAGAAAGGGAGGCUUUUCAUCACCAGGGAUAGAAUCCAUUUAUUGGAGCAGAGACUAGAAUGGUUCCAAUUUAGGAACUAUCCUUGCUGGCACGCCAUUAGAGUGAUGAAGAAGGAGCUUGGUAAGGCCUACAGGGAAGAAGAAAUUCAUUGGCAGCAAAGAAGUAUGGAAAAAUGGCUAAAAUAUGGAGACUGGAACUCUAAGUUUUUCCAUGAAUCAGUGAAAGCGAACAGAAAGAAGCGAAGACUGGUGAAGAUCAGAGAUGCCAAUGGGGUAGAACAAUGGUCGGGAGUGGCUAAAGCUCAAGUGGCGGUGGACUAUUUUACCAAUCUUUUCAAGUCUUCUAACCCUACGAGCUUCCAGCCAUGGUUCCAUGACAUGAGGCCCAAAGUCACGGAAGAUAUGAAUCGAUCGCUGCUCUGCGAGAUCACAGAUGAGGAAAUCACCGGUGCAGUUUUCAUCAUCAAAGCCUCUAGCGCACCUGGUCCGGAUGGCAUGACAGGUCUCUUCUUUCAACAUUAUUGGAAGGAGAUUGGUCCCAAGGUCUCGAUUGAAGUGAAAAAAUUCUUUAGAACUGGGGUUAUGCCUUCCGAGUGGAAUGUUACUUACCUUUGUCUGUUGCCUAAGGUACAAGAACCUGAUACCAUGAGUGAUCUCAGACCAAUUAGCCUAUGUUCGGUUCUGUAUAAGGUCAUUUCCAAGAUCUUGGCGGUUCACGCUCUGAGAGUUCAUCCGGAGAUAAUGAAGGAGUAUAUGGUUGUGAAGACUGACAUAUCAAAGGCUUAUGACAAGGUGGAAUGGAGUUAUCUAAGGAGUUUGUUGGAAGCCUUAGGCUUUGAUGUUAGAUGGGUAAAUCAGGGGUUUGCCUGUGUAUCUUCGGUCUCUUUCGCGGUUCUCAUGAACGACCAACCCUUCGGUAGGAUUUUGCCGCAACGAGGUCUUCGACAGGGAGACCCCCUUUCUCCAUUUUUCUUCGUCUUAUGCACGGAAGGGCUCACUCAUCUACUAAACAGGGCUGAAAGGCACGGGACAAUUCAUGGUCUGAAGUUCGUGGAGACGGGGCCUGAAGUUCACCACCUUUUAUUGGCAGAUGACAGUCUAUUUGUGUGCAAAGCGUCAUUAAGCGAAGCGGCCGCACUGAAGGAGGUUCUAAUGGUUUAUGGGAGUGCUACAGGCCAGACAAUCAACGCUCAAAAAUCAGCAAUUUCCUUUGGUUCUAAACUGGAUGUCGAGGCCAAGAGGGAGAUCCAAGACUUGUUGGCAAUCUUCAAUGAAGGAGGUGAAAGUAAAUACUUGGGGCUGCCAGAGUGCUUUAGUGGAUCCAAAAUAGAGCUGUUGAGUUACCUUAAAGGGAAGGUCCAUGGCAGGCUAAAUGCGUGGUACUUACGUAACCUUUUUCAGGGGGGGAAAGAAAUUCUCUUAAAAACGUCGGCCUCAGCUCUGCCUGUGUAUGCGAUGUCUGUCUUUAAGCUCCCUAAAACCAUCUGUGACAAUAUUUCCAGCGCGAUGGCUAAUUUCUGGUGGGGUUCAGAUGCUCACAAGAAAAAAAUACAUUGGAUUGCUUGGGAUAAAUUUUGCUUGCCUAAAGACAUAGGUGGAAUGGGAUUCAGAGAUCUGGAAGCCUUUAAUCAUGCUCUAUUGGCGAAACAGGCUUGGAAAGUUUUUUCCUCCCCGGAAUGUCUUUUAGCUCGUCUCCUCAAAAGUAGGUACUUUCCCAAGUCUACUUUUUUGGAAGCCAGGAUGCUAGCGCAACAAAUACAGAAUGGGGUGGCGGCUACUGAGGUAGUUGGAACAGGAGUGAAACGCCGAACUAGUCAAGGUCUGGUAAGGGAAGGUUGGGUUCAGUGUAACUUUGAAUUUGAUUGGACUAAGAAGAGUGAUGUCAUGGGUGCGGCAUGGAUGGUGAAGAAUGACAGAGGUAUGGUUCUUGAGCAUAGUAGGAGAGCUUUUGUGGGUGUGUUGUCCCUCAAUCAAGCUAAACUCAAGGUGUGGCUGUGGGUGUUGGAAAGCAUGAGAAGUUUGAGAAAGAAGAAGGUUGUCUUUGUCUCAACAGCGGAAGAUAUUGUUGAGGCGAUUGAGAGACCUACAUUGUCGCCGGCGCUCCAAUAUGAGGCCGAAGAGAUCAAAAGUGGGUUGAAGGCUUUCGAAGCAUGGGAAUUAAGGAUUGGAGGUCUAGAAGCGGUUAGAAGUGUAUCUUUCAUUGCGAAAAGUGUGCGUAGCUUAGGAAUGAUGCAGUCAGAUGACAUACCAAAACAAGGUGGAAAUUAUGCUUUUGUGACUGAAGGUUUUUCUUGUUGGAAAAAAUCCGAGGCUUUAUCUGAGCAUGUAGGUGGAAUUAAUAGCUUUCAUAAUAUUGUUGUUAAGAGAUGUGAUGAUUUGAUGAAUCAAGGAUUACCUUUUCGCGGUCAUGAUGAAGGAAAAGAUUCUGCUAAUAAAGGAAACUUUGUAGAGCUCUUGAAGUAUACCGGAGAACAAAAUGACGCUGUAAAAGUACUGAAAUCUAUCAUGGAAGAAAUCGAUCAUGGAGUGUUCGGUUUGCUGGUCAAUGAGUCUGCAGAUGUUUCUAACAAAGACCAAAUGGCUGUUGUCUUUCGGUUUGUUGAUAAAAGUGGAUUAGUUAAAGAGAGAUUUGUGGGAGUUACUCAUGUAAAAGAAAUGUCUUCUUUAUCUUUGAAAUCUGUAGUUGAUGACUUGUUUGCAAAACAUGGGUUGAGCAUGAAACAGUUGAGAGGACAAGGUUAUGAUGGAGCAAUUGUGGCUUCUUGCAAGAGGAAAGAUACACUUCUUGAUAUGAAUCGGAAGAGGGUGGAGGAAGGGAUUGACAGUGGUGACAUUAACACUGGAACGGGACAAAAUCAAGAGAUUUCUCUUCCAAGGCCUGGAAAUACUCGUUGGGGUUCUCACUAUAAAACUUUGCUGCGUCGGGUUGAGUUGUUUCCUUCAGUCAUUGAAAUCCUUGAAAAGCUUAAUGAUCGAUUUACUGAGGUAAACACUGAUUUGUUUAUUUGCAUGGCUUCUUUAAGUCCUGCUAAUUCCUUCCGUGAGUUUGAUAAGUCAAAGCUGUUGAGAUUGGUUAAGUUCUAUCCUGAUGAUUUUAGUUUUGGAGAGUGUCUAUCUAUGGAACACCAACUUGGAAUCUACAUUGACAAUAUAAGAAACGAUGAACAGUUUAAGAAUUUGAAGAAUCUUGGAGAUCUUUCUCGUCUGAUGGUGGAAACAAAAAAGCACCUUGUACAUCCUUUAGUUUAUAGGCUCUUGAAGUUGGUUUUAACAUUGCUUGUUGCUACUGCAAGUGUUGAAAGGUGCUUUUCUGCAAUGAAAUUAGUGAAGACAACUACACGCAACCGAAUUGGAGACGAGUUUCUAAGUGAUUGUUUAGUAUGUUAUAUUGAAAAGGAGUUGUUUGAAUCUGUUACAAACGAAACAGUGGUGAACCGAUUUCAAUCCAUGAGAGAGCUUAGGAUCCAUUUGUAA
This is a messenger RNA of Brassica oleracea var. oleracea, 3846 nucleotides long. RefSeq lists its product as uncharacterized. The record is from RefSeq and is a predicted model, not a curated record. Gene Ontology annotation, molecular function: protein dimerization activity. The coding region runs from base 1 to 3846 and encodes 1281 amino acids. The transcript is spliced from 7 exons. Lineage: Eukaryota; Viridiplantae; Streptophyta; Magnoliopsida; Brassicales; Brassicaceae.